UUCACUUCCCUCGCUUCUGCUACUAUGCAUCUCUCUCUCUCUCUCUCGCUUCUGCAUGAGAGAGGAGGAGAAAGAGAGAGAUUUCUCUCUCUUUUUUCGUAUUUUUCUGCAAUGUCACCCUUCGUUUCACGAGUCCGAUCGCGAAUGAUCGCCGUAUCUCCUUCGGUUCGAGGCUCGAAGAUGAUUUUCUGUUCGUUCUGAGUUUUUUUUUCCUUCAAUCUCUCUUCCAAAAUAGCGUUUUCUGCUCCAAACGGCUUGGAAUCAGUUCGUGGAGCGUAAUGCUUGGCAGUUCUCGUCUGAUUCAAGGUAUCGGUCUGGUGAGUGGGACUGUAUUGGAAGGAAAACACAAGCAGAGCCAAUACAUGUUUUGUGGAAGUUUCUAUAACUUGAUUCAGUGAUGGUCCCUCCAAGAGUUGUGCUGGCCAUGCAGGCAAUGAAGGCCAUAGGUAUUCCUCCACAAAGAGUGAAACCUGUGCUGAAGAACCUCCUGAAAGUUUAUGAUAACAACUGGGAACUUAUUGAAGAAGAACAUUAUCGAGUUCUUGCAGAUGCUAUAUUUGACUUUCAGGAAGAAGAAGCAAGGAAGAAGAAAGUUGAGAAUUUUGAUAGUGUGGAAGACCAGAAUGAAGAAGCUAGAAUAAAUGGUGCUUCUGAAACUCCAAUGACAAGGCCACGAUUGCGACAAGAAGAUGAUCAGCCUUCACAUUCUCGGUUUAACUCCGGAGGUGAAUCUUCGUCGAAAAGGAGAAAGUUAGAUGAGACCAUCUCGCCUGAAACUUCUCUUGGACGGGAAAACACAGACCCAGUUCCACCUCAGGCGCAGACAUUCGUUGGAGAGAGAAGAAUGGAGCCUACUUCAACUCAGGCUCAUGAUAUAGAGAAAAGGCUGGAGCCUGUUUCACCUCAGACACAUCUUAGUGAGAAAAGGACUGAGCCUGUCUUGCCCCAAAUUGCUCCUAGAGAGAAAAGAUUAGUGUCAGAGAGAAUGUCUAACAAUAACUGCUUUAAAGAGCCAAAGAUUGAACCAGUCACUGAUAUUUUGCCAAAGGAUGUGCCCAGUCAUCAUCACUGCAAUACUUUAAUUAAGCACAGAAGUGAGCCAUUUACCAGCAACAGUCCACAGUUUGAGGCUCCUAUCGCUGUUAUCCAUCCUCCCACCUUGGCGUCUGCUAGGAAAAAAGCUUGUCCGGAUGCAGUAAAUAAAGUAGGUUCUUCAAUUGAGAGUGAUUCUACUGAGAGAACGGAUUCCGUGGAAACCUUGGCAUCACGACAUGUGAAUAGGGUGGAUGGGAAAAAAGAUGUACCAGAAGUGACAUGUAAGAAUAGAACAAGUCCUGAUCCUGGAAGCAUUCAAGAGACGUCUGAAAAUAUUGAGAUUGCAUCGUCAACCUCUGGAGAGGUGAAACUUUCUCUGACCUGUGACUCUGCACUUGAUCGCUCAAAUUUCCAUAUACCAAAUCUAGAUGCAGUUCUAAAGAUGGUGGAGGAUCACUGUCUCAAAUCAUAUAAAUUUGUUGAACCCACCUUUUCAGUCGUGAAGCUGAUGAAGGAAUUAUGCCAGUGCUUUGUAGAACUAGGUACUGAUUCUAAUGAUGGUGAAAUGGAAAGAGAUGUAAAUAUAAACCCUGCCCUUGAUUUAUUGAGAAAAUCGAAUCUGAAAAAUCCCAUUAGAAGCAAUUUCGACUUGCCAGCAAGCUCAUCAAACGGUUCAGCUGACUUCUGUCACUCUUCUGGGGUGGUUGUACCCCAAGUCCCAAAGACUCCAACUCUGAAUGGCAUGGAUGGUCUUUUCCUCUGUACCCAACCCAAUGAGAAAGUUUCUGUGAGUUCUAAUAGUGACAGGCAUAAGAAGAAGGAACUGAAAGGUUCUGAACCCAAAAAAGCAAAUUCUUAUAGUUUAGAUAUUGUUCCAUCGUGCCGGUUGUCCAUUGAUGAUGUAAGGCCACUCCAUGAUAUCAAUGAUAUAUCUAAAGGUGAAGAAAGUGUCAGAAUUUCAUCGCUAAAUGAAGUUAGUAGUGAGAUUUAUCCACCUUCCUUUUACUACAUACCACAAAACAUAGUUUAUCAAAAUGCAUAUCUUAAUUUCUCACUUGCACGAAUUGGGGAUGAGAAUUGCUGUUCAGACUGUUUUGGAGAUUGUUUGUCAUCCUCCAUACCUUGUGCAUGUGCACGUGAAACUGGGGGUGAGUAUGCCUAUACGCUUGAUGGCCGUGUAAAGAAAGAAUUUUUGGAUGAAUGUAUGUUUAUGAUUCGGGACCCACAAAAGCACCAUUUCUUUUACUGCAAAGAAUGUCCCCUAGAAAGGUCAAAGAAUGAGGUCCAGCCUGACCCAUGCAAGGGCCAUUUAGUGAAGAAAUUUAUCAAAGAAUGCUGGAGUAAAUGUGGAUGCAACAAACAAUGUGGAAAUCGAGUAGUGCAGCGAGGCAUAACAUGCAAUUUGCAGGUGUUUUUAACAUCCGAAGGAAAAGGGUGGGGUCUUCGAACCCUGGAUGAAUUGCCAAGAGGCACUUUUGUAUGUGAAUAUGUUGGAGAAGUACUAACCAAUAUGGAGCUAUACGAUCGAACUAUGCAAAUCACCGGUAAUGAAAAACAUACUUAUCCGGUGUUAUUAGAUGCUGACUGGGGAUCAGAAGGGGUCCUGAAAGAUGAAGAUGCCCUUUGUUUAGAUGCAACUUUCUAUGGAAAUGUGGCAAGAUUCAUUAAUCAUAGAUGCAUCGAUGCAAACUUGGUUGGGAUCCCAGUUGAAGUGGAAACCCCAGAUCAUCACUACUAUCAUCUUGCCUUUUUCACAACAAGAAAGGUAGAAGAAUUGGAAGAGCUAACUUGGGAUUACGGGAUUGAUUUUGAUGACCAUGAUCAUCCGGUGAAGGCAUUUCGGUGCUGCUGUGGGAGCAAAUUCUGCCGAGACAUGAAGCGCUCAAGCAGAACUAAGCAGAGGGCUUUAAUUUUGAGAUGAGCCGCAUGCAUCAGACCAGCUACUGGAUCAGUCCAGUGGCUACAAAACUGUUGUCGUGGGACUGGAUGACUGUACAGACAGUGCAGUUAGAUCUUAAAACCAUUUUGAGUGUUUCUUAAUAUUAGUGCAUGAGCAUGUCCAUGAUCUGACCUGACACAUUGAAAGUGGUCAUGAAGGCCUGCUAUUUUUCCACAAUAAAUUUUAACAUAUGCUUCAACUUGAUUUAUCAAUCCCUAGACCUAGGGUUCUUCAUGGUUAAAAAGUGUUAUUUUUCAUGACUUUGAUUCACCAGAAGCCAGUUUCACAAACUGAAACAAUACCCAAGUGUUUUGGGUCAUUGACAAGAAAACUAGGGUUAUCACAUAUUCACAAAAUGGAAUCCAUACAUGAAUCAAUAUCAGAUUGUUCACAACAGAAAGGACAUCAUCAUCGAUCAACAAAUUAUCAUUAGGGUAUGUCAUCGUUGGGGAAGAGAUGUUUUGAAUUGUCUUUUUUGAAAAUUCCAAAAUAUUUUUAGGAUUUUCAAGUUAUUUUUCUAGUAAAUUUGGUUGAUAAUGGUAGAUUUCUAAAUCCUAUAGGUUGUUUCUGUGAUUUGUUCUACUUGAUGGGAGGAGGGGAAAUAUGGAGGGAUGUGAUUUUUUGUAUAGCAAAUUGGUCAAUAGAAAAUGACAAAAAAAAAGACCCUUCUUUUAACUGUAGGCAGUGAUGAAGCCUUACCUCAAGUAGAGGGACAUUUUGGUAAUAUGCCAAAGUUUUAUCUGCAUAAGGAAAAGCUGUUUCACCUGUUUGGGUAGUAGGAAUCUAAGGUGAGAACAUGGAAAAAUGUAAGCAAGAUUUCCAAACCACAAUAAAUGCAAUGGAAAUGGUAUUGAGGAUUCUCGACUGUUCAUGGCAAUCCCAAUCCAAGCACUGGAAAAGAGUUAUUUUGUGGAAAAGGUAAUCAUGAUUUCUCUUCCAAGAGGAAUCCUAAAUAGAUGCUAGAGAGUAUUCCUCCUUGUUUCAUGGAUUCCCAAUGAUGAAAGUAUUGAUUUUGUGGAGACAAUAAAAGGCUGAAUUUUAUUUUUAUUUUUAAGGCCGAAGGGCAAAAAGUACAAAAGAAAAUAAAAGAAAAACAAGACGCAAAGACUACAACUCUAACCAACAAGUUGGAAACUGGUCGGCAACUAAUAUAUUAGCUGCAUGCACCCAUUCUAUUACAUUUUGUUUUGCCCUAUUGAAAACUUCGAAAGGACAACCCUUAGUAUUCUUAAAGCAGCGGCUAUCUCUCCGAGCUUGCUAAUAAACACAAGUGCCAAAUUUGCUUCUCGACUUUAAUUUUACCUCUGUGUCAAGCUUGCAAAAAAUUGGUCUACACCCAUGAGACUCCAAAGAGAAUAAGAAAGCCAAUCCAUAUCUUUGAUGCAAAAGAACAAUGGAUAAAUAGAUGAUCAACCGACUGCUAGUUGUUAUAACAUAAUAAACACACGUUUGGGAUUAUCAUCCCUCGCCUUCGUAAAUUGUCAACUAUAAGAACCUUCUACCCACCAACCAAGCAAAUGCCGCCUUGGAUGGAGCUCCAUAACGCCAGAGAUGAACUAUGUGACAUUUGGCCUGCAUGACAUGCCCCCUGACUAGUCUCUUGUAAAAAGACUUUCCCGAUUUUUUUAUGAGCCAUACCAAAAUAUCUUCCUCAAGUAUAAUGGAUGCCGACUUGACAAGAAUUCUAAAAGCCUCAUCAACUCCACCCCUUCCUCAUUAAGAUUUCUUCUGCAAGGAGUCCAAAUAACUUUCUCACCUUGAAUGGAAAAACAUCUCGCUACCAAAAUAUUUGGCUCUAUGGCAAUCCCUGUCUAAGGAAAGACAUUCAAUUUUUUAUUCCCAACUCACACAUCUUCCCUCAAGGGGAUCCUUCUUGCCAUUCCUAAGUGAGAAUCCACAUUUUUCCAAACCUUACCUAUUUCCAAUACGAGGAGGGCCUAUACAACGAAAAAGCUUUUCUCCAUCUACCCUGUUCUUAGACACCAUAUUUUCUACCCAAUACCUCUCUCCACGCUAUCUUUCUCUAACCCAAACCUCCAAACCUGGAAGUAGAAUUAGUCUUCUUCAGUAUUAUCUGAAACUAAACAAUAGGAAACAAUGAUUUUCUGCAAGUAAA
Molecule: messenger RNA, 5090 nt
Organism: Magnolia sinica
Lineage: Eukaryota; Viridiplantae; Streptophyta; Magnoliopsida; Magnoliales; Magnoliaceae
Product: probable inactive histone-lysine N-methyltransferase SUVR2
Exons: 11
Coding region: 398-2956 (852 amino acids)
Cellular component (GO): nucleus
Molecular function (GO): histone methyltransferase activity; zinc ion binding; protein binding
Source: RefSeq, a predicted model, not a curated record